This is a messenger RNA of Arachis duranensis, 2440 nucleotides long. Its product is annotated as long-chain-alcohol oxidase FAO1. Bases 20 to 2272 code for a protein of 750 amino acids. The transcript is spliced from 3 exons. The record is from RefSeq and is a predicted model, not a curated record. NCBI's taxonomy places the organism in Eukaryota, Viridiplantae, Streptophyta, Magnoliopsida, Fabales, Fabaceae. Gene Ontology annotation, molecular function: flavin adenine dinucleotide binding; long-chain-alcohol oxidase activity.
GAGAGAGAGCAAAAGAAAAAUGAGGAAUAGAGAGUGUCAUCCUUUACUGAGAGGUGAAAGAAGAGAAGGAAGGAAAUAUAGAAAUGGAUUCUCUUCAGCUGAGAUGGAAUCAUUGUCAAGCAUAUGUGAGACUCUGUUACCUCCUCUGCCUAUUGAAUCUUUGAAUAAUAAUAAUAAUAAUAAUAAUUCAAGUGAUGCUGUGAAGUUCUUCUGGGAAUCUUCUGGUUCUCAAUUCCCUGUUCCUGAUAAGAUUGUAGAGAUACUGUUACAGAGAGCUCUACCAGAAGCAUUGAUACUACUAAGAUUGAUUCUAUGGAUGCUAGCUACAAGGUUCGGCACUUUGCUGCUAGGUGGUUCUCUAUGCCUCAAUGGAAAAUGGCCUUUCAUCAAUAAAUUCUCAGAUAUGUCUUUGGACAACAGAGAAAAAGUUCUACAAAAAUGGUUCAAGCACAGGUUUCUGACUCCAGUUAGGAUAGUAUUUCUCUAUAUCAAAGUCCUCUGUUUCAUUAUUUUCUUCUCUCAGUGUGAUGAAAAUGGUGAAAACAAAGUAUGGGAAGCAAUUGGAUAUAAGGUAGACAAUGAAGUGAACACAAACAACUACACUGAGAAUGACAAGAAUAGGGCUCUUGAAAAGGGAAUAGUAGAAGCAAUGUAUGAGACCAACUUGACUCUGCCACAAAAACUUGAUCAGAAAGGCCUCAAAGUCUCCAUGGAUUCCAAAAACAACAUCCUCAAAAUCAAAUGUGAUGUGGUAAUUGUUGGGUCUGGUUGUGGUGGAGGUGUUGCAGCAUCUGUUCUUGCAACUUCAGGCCACAAGGUUCUUGUUCUUGAGAAGGGUAACUACUUCACAUCAAGAGAUUAUUCCUCACUUGAAGGUCCUUCCAUGAAUGAACUCUAUGAAUUAGGAGGAACUUACACAUCAUGGGAUGGAAAAUUGGCAAUUCUUGUAGGCUCAACAGUUGGUGGUGGUUCUUCAAUUAAUUGGGCUGCAUCUAUCGGAACACCAGAUUCUGUGCUUAAGGAAUGGUCAGAAGAAUACAAGCUAUCAUUCUUCUCGAGCUACGAGUAUCUUUCGGCUAUGGAUACAGUGUGUAAGAGGAUUGGUGUAACAGAUAAGUGUGUAGAGGAAGGGCUCCAGAACCAAGUUCUUCGAAAAGGAUGCGAACAUCUUGGCCUUCAAGUCGAUUAUGUGCCGAGAAAUUCAUCAGAGAAACAUUAUUGCGGCUCGUGUAACUACGGUUGUAGAAGAGGGGACAAAAAAGGGACUGAAGUUACAUGGCUUGUUGAUGCUGUGGAUCAUGGUGCAGUUAUACUAUCAGGAUGCAAAGCUGAGAAGUUUUUAUUGGAAGAAAAUAACAAAGAAGGUGGCUUGAGGAGCAAGAAAUGCUUAGGAGUGAUGGCAAAUGUGGUAACAAAUAAUGUCACAUGGAAGCUACAAAUUGAGGCCAAAACUACAAUCUCAGCAGGUGGUGCUCUUUUCACACCCCCUUUAAUGAUCUCAAGUGGAUUAAAGAACAAGAACAUUGGUCGAAACCUUCGCCUUCAUCCGGUGCUAAUGGUGUGGGGAUAUUUUCCUGAAUGGGUUCGUGAUCUCAAAGGUAAGAUCUAUGAAGGAGGGAUAAUUACAUCAGUUCACAAGGUUCAAUCAAAGGACUCAUCAAAAGUGAAAGCCAUAGUUGAAACUCCUGCAAUGGGGCCAGGAGUUUUCUCUUCAUUGUUUCCUUGGGAAUCUGGAAUUGACUUCAAAGAAAGAAUGCUCAAGUAUUCAAGAACUGCUCAUUUCAUCACAAUUAUUAAGGACAAUGGUUCUGGAGAAAUUAGGACUGAAGGCAGGGUAAGGUAUGAGUUUGAUGAUUCAGACAAAGAGAAUAUGAAGGAAGGACUUAAGCAAGCGCUGCGGAUUCUGAUUGCGGCCGGUGCAGUGGAGGUAGGCACACACAGAAGUGAUGGCCAUAGGAUCAAAUGUGAAGGGAAGAGUGAAAAGGAAUUGAGGGAGUUUGUGGAAUCAGUGUAUUCAACAGGUGGUCCAAUGUCUCAUGAAGAGAAAUGGAGUGUUUAUUGUUCUGCUCAUCAAAUGGGAAGCUGUAGGAUGGGCAUGACUGAAUCCGAAGGCGCCGUUGAUGAAAACGGACAGAGUUGGGAAGCAGAAGGUUUAUUUGUGUGUGAUGCAAGUCUCUUGCCAACUGCAAUUGGUGUCAAUCCAAUGAUUACUAUCCAAUCUACUGCGUAUUGCGUAGCGAACAGAAUAGCAGAGAUGCUGAGAAUGGAAUAGAACGCAAAAGCAGGUUUCUUCUUCUUUAAUUUCCUUCAAUCAAGCAUGUCCUUGCCAGUGCAGUUGAAUAAAUAAUUGCAUGAGACAUGCAUUCAAUUGUUUUAGUAAUUUAUGAUAUAUAUAUCUAUGUGAUUAGCAAUAUUCUUGUGUUUACAUGGUUAAACUACU